UGGUUGGACAUUUCAAAGUGGAUGCAGCAUGUCCUCCAGGAGCUGAAGGAGGGAGUCAUGAGGGUCAUCUGCUCCUCUCUGGUGCUUCUCACCAUCUGCUUGGGUCACGGGGGUCGACUGGCAUCAGCUGAAGGUGUCAGCUGCCCGUCCAUACAGGUAGAAGACUGGAAGUUUCCUCAAACUGCCAGACACAACAUUACAGGUUUCAAUCUGGCGCGUCGUUUCUCCCUGCUGAAGAACAGCGAGGUCAAGAAAAUCCGAAAUCCGAGAGGGCCUGUCAUCCUUCGGCUUGGGAAAGUCCAACUCAUCCAACCUACAGAUCAAGUGUUUCCUCAUGGACUUCCAGAGGAGUUCACCCUGGUCUUCACCAUGUUGCUGAAGAAGAAAUCUUUGAAUGAUAACAUUUACCUGUUCCAGAUCUCAGAUGAGCACGGGUAUCCUCAGUUCUCACUGGACUGGAAUGGUCCAGAUGGCAACCUGGCCCUGCGGGCGAGAGGGGCCGACUCUGAAGGGCCCAUGGUGGGAUGCGUGUUCGACGGUGAGGGUGUGGAAUCCCUGAAGGACAUGCGCUGGCAUAAGGUGGCUCUGAGCCUGCAAAGUAAUGCGGCCUCCUUGCACGUGGACUGCAGCUCCAUUGAGAACAAGCCUCUGGAGCUCCGUGGUCAAUUGCCCAUCAAUGGACACACGCUGUUGGGUAUGAGGGCUACUGAUGCUGCCCCUGUGGAGAUUGACGUUCAGCAAGUGAUGGUGUAUUGUGACCCCACUCUGGCUAUCCAGGAGGCCUGCUGUGAGAUACCUGGAGCUCGGUGCCCACCAGAUGCUCCCAAGAGUCGACGAGCUGCAGAGAACCAGGUGGAGUUUGUGCCCAAUCCCUUCUCUGAGGCAAUCCUCGGAUCCAAGGAACUGGCAGAAAAAUGUGCAGGCUGUGUACUGCUCAGUGAGGAAUCGAGUGUUAUCCAAGAGGGCUAUACGGGUCAGUCAGGCCUCAAAGGAGAGAAGGGAGACCGGGGUUUGGACUGUACUGGUGCUGGAGUUCCUGGACGAUGCUUAGAAGGUGCUAAAGGAGCGAAAGGAGAGAAGGGAGAGUCGGGUCUGGCUGCCAACUGGGGGGAAGCAAUAGGAGUGAAGGGGGACAAAGGGCAGAAAGGAGAAACCGGAGCCCCCGGAAGUCCAGGCACAGAUGGUCGAGCUAAUCCUAUUUGUGUGGUGGGCCCUAAAGGACAAAAGGGUGUUCCUGGUGUAGUCGGACCAGAGGGGCUUGCAGGGGAACCAGGCCGCCCAGGCCUUCCCGGACUGCCCGGGGUUGGGAUACCAGGACCACCGGGGCCCCCUGGUGGACCUCCAGGAUCUAAAGGGGAGAAAGGGAAUUCUGGAACACCUGGUGAAGACGGAAAGCCUGGAGAACCUGGUCCGAGAGGUCCUUGGGGACCUAAAGGCGAGAAGGGAGAAUCGUGUGAGCCAUGUUCAGCGAAGUCUGGCGACACUGUGCCACAGAGCAUGCAGGGGCCUAAAGGAGAACCAGGGGCCCCAGGCAAAGGAGAACAUGGCCCACCUGGCCCUGCGGGACUGGAUGGCAAAGCAGGAGAGAAGGGGGACCCAGGAGCUGAUGGGGCCAAAGGUGAAAAGGGUGAACCAUGUUCCGGCUGCCCUACCAAUGGAGAGAUUCCAGCAGGACUUUUGAAUCUAAAGGGAGAGAAGGGAGCUUCAGGGCAGAAAGGAGAGCAGGGAGAACCAGGCCCAAGUGGCUUUGCUGGACUAAAAGGGGAAAAGGGAAUUGCGGGCAGCAGAGGAAAUGAGGGAAAAACGGGCAAACCUGGUCCAAGAGGGCCAAGUGGGAAAGAUGGAAAUAAAGGAGCCAAGGGUGAUUCUGGCCAACCUGGUUUAGGGACACCUGGUCUGAAAGGUGAAAAGGGAGACUCAUGUGGUGUGUGCCAAACCACUGUCUCUGAGAUGGGAAGUGGCCCAGCUACGAUAAAGGUCGCAGGGGAACGAGGCCCUCCAGGACCACCAGGCCCACCAGGAGAAGGAGUUGAGGGCAAACAGGGGCCACCAGGACUUCAAGGUUUCAAAGGAGAGAAAGGUGAUCAGGGUUUACAGGGAGACCCAGGUGUGUCUGGGACACCUGGAGUCCCAGGACUUCAAGGAGAGCCAGGCAGGAACGGCCUUAAUGGACUAAAAGGAGAAAAGGGAGAUGCAUGUGACAGCUGUCAAUCACUCCCUGAAGGAAACGGCAAUGUUGCUGGCUUACCAGGACCCAAGGGAGAGAGAGGAGAGCCAGGUUUGCCAGGCGAGGGCAGAGAAGGGAAACAGGGACGACCAGGCCCACCUGGUGUCCAGGGACCUCCAGGGCUCAAAGGAAGUCAGGGUGAUGCUGGGCCUGCAGGUAUUGGCCUUCCAGGACUGCAGGGUGAGCAGGGACCUAGAGGUUUUCCUGGAGCUGCUGGUCCAGAAGGACGUCAAGGACCCACAGGGCCAAUUGGACCAGCAGGACAAAGGGGUCCAAAAGGAGAGAUGGGACCACCAGGGCCACAAGGGCCAAUGGGAAUGGGACAAAUCGGACCUCCGGGUAGGGAUGGUACGACAGGAUCGCCUGGAAUACCAGGGCAGGAUGGGAGUCCUGGAGUCACUGGGCCUAAGGGUGACAAGGGUGAACCAGGAGAGUGCAACUGUUUGCAAUAUACGUCCCCUGGAACUGGCGGACCUGGGGUCCCAGGUGGUGAGAGCAGGUGGCAGCCCGGUCCUCAGGGUCCUCCUGGACCACCAGGCCCUCCAGGUCCCCCAGGGCCGCAGGGCUUCGUAGGAAUCCCAGGCCCACAGGGUAUCCCUGGCAACGAUGGCGUACCAGGGAAACCGGGUCCCCCCGGCCAAGCACCUCCUGUUCCUCUGCCUCAGGAUUCAGCUUCCACAGACAAGGAGGGCUGUGGCGAAUGCUCCAAGGGCCUACCAGGUGUGCCCGGCAUGGUGGGCUCUAAGGGCGAGAAGGGAGAUCAGGGCAGGCCUGGCGCUGUGCCCUUAGAAGGAUGUGAACGGUGUUUUCAGUCGGUGCAGAGAGAGGAAACACCAAGCGGGCCUACAGGUAACAGCGGUCAGUGUGUUGGUGCACCAGGGAUUCCCGGAUACCCAGGAACCCCAGGAGCCAAAGGAGAACCGGGUCCCAGAGGUGAGCGAGGACCCCCUGGUCUUGUUGGAACCCCGGGCAAUAUUGGUUUCCCUGGUGCUCAAGGACCCCCUGGCCUGACUGGUCAACAAGGUCAGAGAGGCACAGAUGGGCUUCCAGGACAGAAAGGUGAACAGGGUUCACCAGGAAAUCCUGGCUAUCCUGGCACUAUGGGACCACCUGGACUCCCUGGACUUAAAGGAGAGCGUGGCAGUCCAGGCACUGUGGGGCAGAAAGGAGAAUCAGGUCCACCGGGAUCUCCAGGUUAUCAAGGACCGGCUGGCCCAGCAGGUCCUAAAGGGGAAGCUGGAACAUCAGGACCCGUGGGACCAAAGGGAGAUCAGGGCUUCCAAGGAUCCCAAGGAUUCCCAGGACAACAGGGUCCUCCAGGUUUUCCGGGAAAAGCAGGUCCUCCGGGCCCACCAGGACCACAGGCUGAGAAAGGUACUGCUGGAGCUCAGGGCUCACAGGGACCCACAGGUCCCCCAGGAUCACCCGGGUCCCCAGGCAUGCCUGGACCACCUGGAAUGGAAGGACUAGAUGGCAAAGAUGGAAAACCAGGUUUAAGGGGUGAACCAGGACCAGCUGGCCCUGCCGGACCCAGGGGAAUACCGGGUUUCAAGGGCAUCAAAGGGCACACAGGUCUCCCAGGAAUGAAAGGAGAUAGAGGACCUCAGGGACCAGCUGGAGCAACAGGAAGGCCUGGUCUAGAGGGUGAUCCUGGUUCUCCUGGACCUCAAGGACCACCUGGAGCUCCAGGACAUGUGGGUGCUGCCGGAUCUUCAGGGCCACCGGGACCAGUUGGGGCACCUGGAGUGGGCAUUAAGGGAGAAAAAGGUGAGGCGGGAGAGAGAGGACUGGCUGGAUUACCUGGUCCACCAGGGAUGCCAGGUCAUCCAGGGCAGAUGGGUGAACCAGGAAGUGAUGGAGCGGCGGGUAAAGACGGAGCCCCAGGCCUGCCAGGAGAACCUGGUCUUCAGGGACCGAAGGGUGAAGCAGGGGCUGCAGGGCAAAGGGGACCCCCCGGAGAGCGCGGCCGUCCCGGCCCACCAGGCGGAGGCUUUGGUUUUGGCUCAAAAGGACCAGAAGGGAUCAUAGGACCAGCCGGACCCCGUGGCGAAAGAGGAAGCCCCGGUUCACCUGGACCAGCUGGUUCCCCCGGAACACCAGGAAUCCCAGGCAAUGAUGCUGUUGUAAACUAUGAUGACUUAAAAUCCUUCAUCAGACAGCAGGUCAUAAAGAUCUUUGACGAGCGCAUGGGCUACUACAUGUCACGAAUGCAGAUGCCUGUGGAGAUGGUUUCAUCCCCUGGCCGACCAGGACCCCCAGGGAAAGAUGGAAAUCCAGGCAUCCAAGGUCCCCCGGGGAUGCCGGGCCGCCCUGGGCAGAUCGGCCGUGAAGGAAGGCAGGGACCCAUGGGUCCACAUGGUACUCCUGGUGUAAAGGGAGAGAAAGGAGAUAAGGGUGUAGGAGAGAUGGGAGACAGUGGCCCUCCGGGUGCUCCAGGUGUUCCUGGUCCUCCUGGUUAUGGUAAGAUGGGACCACCAGGUCCUUCAGGUCAGCAGGGCAUUCCCGGAAUUCCUGGACCUCCAGGACCCUCUGGACAGAAGGGCAAGGAUGGCCGUUGUCACCCGUCAGACUGCAUGAGUAUGCCUGUGGAGUACAAUCCCAAGGGCCCGUCUCCCAAAGGUCCCAUGUACUAGAAGAUGGUUUAAGAGAAAUAAAAGAUGGAGGAUGGUACCCCAAGAUUGACAUUCUCACAAUUACCUACCUGUACCUGCUAAGGCUUCUGAGAAGAUCCAUGGAGAACCAAAGGAUUAAUGUGCAUUUCCUUUCCACAUGAUGCAAUGCCAAAACACUGGUUCACCGCGAAUGGGGGACAUUUGUAAGUUAUUGUCUGCUGUUGAACCAGUGAAGACAUCCCAAACUUGAGUGCCUUAACCCCUGGAAACUGUCCCAUAAUGCCACGCUUGCAUCAUAAACUGUUUUUAUGCUUUAUUGUUACAGUAAAUUGAAGACUUUUAGUUCCCUGGACAAAUAAGGUGUUGAAAGUCAUUAUCGGUGCCCUGAUUUAUUCAUCAUUCAACUUUUUCAUUUCUUUACUAGCCCCCACAAGAGAUAUUGGUUGUCUUUUGACACUUCACAUCAGUCUUCAAGGCCCUUUAUUAUAUUUUAAAGCAAUAUUCUGAGUUAAAUACAAGUUAAAAUCAUCUAUGGCAUAUUGAAGCUUGUUUCUGCCAUGAAAUAAAAAAAUUGUGACUUUUUAUCUCACAGUUCUGACUUUUUUUCUCUGAAUUGCGAGAUAUAAACUCUCAAUUGCGUGAUAUAAAGUCAAAACUGCGUGAUAUAAAGUCAGAAUUGUGAGUUAUAAAGUCAAAAUUGUGAGAUAUAAACUCGCAAUUGUGUGUUAUAAUGUGCAGUUGUGAGGAAAAAGAGACAUUCUGACUUUUUUUUCUCAGAAUUGCAAGUUUAUGUCUCGUAAUUCUGAAUUUAUAAGACUUAAUGGUGCAUUUGAUGCAGUUCUGACUUUAUAACUCACAAUUGUGAGUUUAUAUCUCGCAAUUCUGAGAAAAAAGUCAGAAUUGUGAGAUAAAAAGUCACCAUUACCUUUUUUAUUUUUUUAUUUAGUGGCGGAUACAAGUUUCCAUAAUGCCAUGCUGUUGAUUACUGCAGGGAUUAUUUUGACUCAUAUACUGCUUGUGAAACUUUUUUUUUUUUUUUUUUUUCGUAACAAAAUGAGGUAUGAAUCACAAUGUUUUUCUGUAGAAAUCGACAUCAUGCCAAAGAUGCUGUUGAUAUGGCUUGUAUUGAAUCUGGAAUAUUCCUUUAAUAAUGUUUUUGUGAGGGGGUCGUUUUGGCAGCUGCUAAUUUUGUUAUUUUACUGCUUUGGCAAAGACAAUGUGGCAUAAAUAUCCAUCUGUUUCAAAUGAAUAAUUCCUUCCAUAGUGUGAGCCAUUUAAUAUAAAGUAGUUUGAUGUUAUCAUUAGAGGCAUAGAUACAAUUGCCCUAAUUAAUUAUGUUAAUUAUUCAAAAUGAACUUCCCCAAGGGCUUGUGUUGUACAUAUUCAUAUUUAUAUGUAAUGGCUUUUUGUACUUUUUAAAAAAUUGACAUCAGCAUGGCAGCCCUUUUUAUUGUCGUCUCAGAUAUUUUGGAAUAAUUUUAUAAGCUCUAAACAAAUGGAUGUUUUGUAAAGGUAGGUUUUAUAUGCAAUUUUGGGUUAGAAAGCAAUUUUGUGACGUAUCACCGGACGGAAAGAGAUUUUAUUUUUAUAAGAGUAUUUCAGUGACACCUAUCUCUCGAUGAGCUCUGUGAUGACAUCUCCUCCUCCACCACUCUGGACUCUUAAACUUGAAUUUAUAUUGAUAUACUGUACCACUUGCAGCUGAACCAUCAUGUGCUUCUAGAACACUCUAAUCUUAAAUAUGCUUUGCUAAAACACACCAGAUCCCCAACCUUCACAGUUCAGUCAUCUCUGAAGCAAACGGCAUCUCUUAUUCUCUGCUGCGUCAGCCAGUCUGAUGCUUUUACAUUCUGCACUUUAUCACUCCCUCGGACUGUAUGCGUGUGUGAGUGUGUGUGAAGAUAGAGAGAAAGAAUCUGUAUCUAUAUUGGGAGGAUAGCUGAAAAGUUUUUAGCAGAGCCAUUUACAAUUUUCAAAUUACGCAUUUUUCAUGAAGUGAACGCUAUCCGCAUGCUAAUUUCAGAUUGGCCUUUCAAUCUUUUAUUUAUCCCAAGCUUUAAAAAAUCUCCCCCUUCAUCAUGCAACUCAUCAUAGUGCUAUUUGUAAGUCAGUCAUUUGUGUGCAAUUUUUUUUUUUUUUUAAAGAAACUUAAGAGAAGCAAUAAAAGUUCUGAAAGCA
This is a messenger RNA of Ctenopharyngodon idella (grass carp), 7017 nucleotides long. RefSeq names its product collagen, type XVI, alpha 1 (gene col16a1). The record is from RefSeq and is a predicted model, not a curated record. NCBI's taxonomy places the organism in Eukaryota, Metazoa, Chordata, Actinopteri, Cypriniformes, Xenocyprididae.